Molecule: messenger RNA, 978 nt
Organism: Fusarium oxysporum Fo47
Lineage: Eukaryota; Fungi; Ascomycota; Sordariomycetes; Hypocreales; Nectriaceae
Exons: 4
Coding region: 1-978 (325 amino acids)
Source: RefSeq, a predicted model, not a curated record
AUGGUACAACACGGUCCCAAGACUACGGUUCACCAGCUCGCACAAGAGUAUGCACCCAUCAUCAAGGGCAAGACUAUCCUUACGACAGGUGCAAGCCGAGGAGGUCUCGGUGCACUAUUCGUGGAAGCUAUUGCAGUUGCAGAACCUGGACUGGCUAUUCUAGCUGGCCGGAGUGUUGGCAGGCUCCAGCAAACUGCAGACAAUCUUGCUGCCAAGUAUCCCAAGCUGAAGACAAAGCUUCUGAGUAUUGAUCUUAAGUCUCUUCGUUCUGUUCGUGCAGCUGCAGAAGAGGUCAACGGAUGGUCAGAUGUUCCUAAGAUCGAUGUCUUGGUCAACAAUGCAGGGAUUAUGGCGACAGACUUCAAGCUGACGGAAGACGGCUUCGAAAAUCAAUUCGCUUCGAACCAUCUGGGUCACUUCUUGUUUACAAAUCUGAUCAUAGAUAAGAUCCUUGCUUCAGCGACGCCUCGAGUGGUCAGUGUUUCCAGCAAUGGCCACCGGCUGGGGCCUAUCCGAUGGGGUGACCCCAAUUUCAGCAAUGGUGAAAGAUACAACAAGUGGAGUGCAUACGGGCAGUCAAAGACAGCAAACAUGUUGUUUGCCAUCUCUCUUGCUGAGAAGCUCGGCAGUCGCGGACUCCGAGCGUUCUCCCUCCAUCCUGGCGCAAUCCUUCAUACUUCUUUGGCUAAACAUCUAGAUAAUUUGGAUAGUCUGGUCGAAGCGGAUCGUGCAAUGGGGGACCCCUGGGGUUGGGUGGAUUGGUCUACUGUCCCAGUUUGCUCCGAGGUCGGUGCUGCAACACACGCGUUUGCUGCUUUCGAUCCCGAUCUCAAGGAACAUAACGGUGCAUAUCUGCUUGAAUGCCGUCUAGCAGACCCUAUGACUGAUACAGUCAGACCGUGGGCGACAAGCUCAACAGAAGCAGAGUUACUUUGGAGGAAAAGUGAAGAGAUGGUUGGCCAAAAGUUCUCUUUUUAG